AGGGCAAGAAGAGGGAUUAUGACAGUAAUAUGGUUGGUCCACCGACUCAACCUUUGAAACACCCUCGAAGGCCAGAUAAGCUUCCAAUAGCUCGUUAUACUCCGCCAGAGAAAAGUGUCACAUUGAGUUUGCUAGAGAUGAUGGUCGAGCAGUGGCCAAAGGAAAAGAAUGUCCUUGAAGUUGACAUUGGUGAGGAUGUGUUCGGGGUAGAGCACAAAACAUACUUAUCAAAAAACGACAUACUUGACAUUUGCAAUCUCAAAUGGAUCGGAUCUGUUCCAAUGUCUGUGUGGUGCAGUAUAAUGCAGCGUGAACUAAACAAAAAUGAGUUGAACGGUGUAUAUGCAUUUAUGAAUCCUGCAUCUGUGGCAUCUACUGAUGGCUUAGGGUACAACGAGCGUGUAGCUUUGCUUUUUCAGCGAUUGAGCAACAUACAACCAGAUCGAUUCCUUGUUUGCCCUUGGUACCAUGACGAACACUGGAUGGUUAUCUUAAUCCAAACGGGAUCGCAGAGUGUAGCAUUUUUGGAUUCCAGAAACAAAACCAUUCGUCAAGAUAUUAAAAGAUGUGUUCAAACUGCUCUUGAGAGGUACUACCUUGAGAAAAGAAACCGACGGUCAGUAGCAAUAAGUUUCACUGAGUACAGAUGUCCAGAGCAACCACAUGGCGACCAGUGUGGGUAUUAUAGCAUGAGAUUUAUUAAAUCAUUCAUGACUGAAAAUAAUCCUACACGAAAAUUAGAAACAGAGUUUAAAAGGAACAUAUCAUCCUCUUACACUAACAAAGAAAUCAAUGAAAUACGUGACGAAUGGGCAAAGUAUGUCAUGCAGAUGAUAGCAGCAGGCAAAUGACUAAUAACAUAGAGUAUGAUGACCAAUGAUCGCUCAUGGACGAUCCCCACGUGAUCUAAGAAAAUGAUUGAUAGGUUUGACAUCGAUCUUAGUUACUAUUGUCCUGCUUUUUUAGUUUUUAAGAAGUGAUUUCCAGCUAUAUGAUUAAAGUCCCAAGUGACUACUUGGAGACUUAUUUUGUUCUUAGUAUACAUAUUUUUAAAUGUUCAGAAGAUAUUCUACAAAAGAUUGCAAAAUGUAAAAACUUAAUUGGAUUUCCUUCUUUUGUAUUGCAUUACUAAACUUUGAUGGCAUAUUAUGGUUUUUAUGAA
Messenger RNA from Cannabis sativa, 1162 nucleotides. RefSeq lists its product as uncharacterized. The transcript is spliced from 5 exons. The record is from RefSeq and is a predicted model, not a curated record. Gene Ontology annotation, biological process: proteolysis. Gene Ontology annotation, molecular function: cysteine-type peptidase activity. Lineage: Eukaryota; Viridiplantae; Streptophyta; Magnoliopsida; Rosales; Cannabaceae. Bases 30 to 851 code for a protein of 273 amino acids.